GCACGGUGAGGGCAGGGGAAGGCAAAGAGCCGCCACCUCCUCCGCCCACCGGAGCGGGGGGACGGGGCUUAGCGGGGCGGAACCGCGGCGCGAAGGCGGGGACCGGGGUCCCGGCGCGCUCCUUACCGGAGAUGACACCAGUUACUCGACUAGAAGUUCUUGGCCUUUACCGCAAGAUAUUCCGAAUAGCCAAAAAAUGGCAAUCGGCAUCAGGACAGAUAGAAGAAACUAUUAAAGAGAAAGAGUACAUUAAAAGCGAAGCCAAAACAUUAUUCCGAAAAAACAAAAAUGUAACGGAUCCAAAGUUGAUUAAGCAGUGUAUAGAAGAAUGUGAGGCAAGAAUAGAAAUUGGACUUCACUAUAACAUCCCCUACCCAAGACCUAUCCAUCUGCCUCCUAUGGGUCUUGCCCAUAAACAAGGCCGAACAUUGCGUCACCAAGAAAAGUUAAGGAAGAUUUCUAAACCAAUAUACCUGAAAUCCCAUGAUGAAGUUUCAUAACCCAUCAUUUAAGCUGUGAUGGGUAGUCACAUCAUUUAAGCUGUGGACUGUAAUCCAGGUGAUCUGUGUGCACAACUGUGAAUGAAGCUGUUUUGGUCACUUGCUCACAAAUUUCCUGAGGCCAAAAAGCUAAGUGAUACAUUGCAUAUGAUGGAUAAGGUCGUCUAAUGCUUAUUACAUUUCAACCACUGACUCAUCAAUAAAAGUAACACUUUUCAAGGA
Molecule: messenger RNA, 722 nt
Organism: Chroicocephalus ridibundus (black-headed gull)
Lineage: Eukaryota; Metazoa; Chordata; Aves; Charadriiformes; Laridae
Gene: LYRM1
Product: LYR motif containing 1
Exons: 4
Coding region: 132-500 (122 amino acids)
Cellular component (GO): mitochondrion
Source: RefSeq, a predicted model, not a curated record